AACCUCUAUACUUCUGUCAAAUGUCAAAACAGCUGAGAUAGCUGUCAAAAUUAUGGCUGCGGUUAUUUUUAAUAAAGCUCAUUUAUCGCGGUCUCUUAAUCAAGUCCCGAUAAUCGCUAUUGUGAGCCAAAAAAAGUAUAGCGAUGAAGCGAAAGUGUUUAAUUUAAGUCAGUUGAAGCGAGGUACUGGGGGUAGAUCAAGUUUUAGCGGAAUUGUAGCUACUGUUUUUGGAGCAUCUGGUUUUGUAGGACGAUAUGUUGUUAAUCGAUUGGGAAAAUGUGGUUCCCAGAUUAUCGUCCCGUAUAGAGGUGAAGCUUUCGAUGUGCGUUACUUAAAAGUAGCUGGAGAUUUAGGACAAGUUUUAUUCUGUCCUUUCUUUUUAAAAGAUGAGGAAUCCCUUGAGAAGGCUAUGAAGUAUUCGAAUGUGGUUAUUAAUUUAAUUGGAAGGGAUUAUGAAACGAAAAAUUUUAAAUUUGAUGAUGUACACGUUAAGGGGGCUGCUAACAUUGCUAAAAUAGCUAAAAGACUUGGUGUUGAACGCCUAAUUCAUUUUUCUGCUUUGAAUGCUUCAGAUAGUCCCACACCUGUUGUUUUAAAUAAACCCUCAGGUUUUUAUACUUCUAAGUAUUAUGGGGAGGAAGCUGUUUGUAGAGAAUUUCCUGAUGCUACAAUAAUUAGACCAGCAGAUAUUUAUGGACAAGAGGAUAGAUUUUUAAGAUAUUAUGCAAGUGCUUGGCGUAGGCAAUUUGGGGCAAUGCCUUUAUGGAAAAAAGGUGAACAUACAAUUAAACAACCUGUUUAUGUGGGAGAUGUAGCAGCAGCUGUUAUUGCAGCUAUAAGAAAUCCUGAUUCAGCAGGAAAGAUUUAUCAAGCAGUGGGUCCCAAACGUUAUUAUUUAUCUGAUUUAGUUGAUUGGAUGUACUCUUUAAUGCGUAAAUCAGAUGAUCGUCGCGGUUAUUUCCGUUAUGACCAGCGUUUUGAUCCAUCUUUUGCAAUGAAAGUUACUUUAACUAACUUGGUUAGCCCUAGUUGGCCCCUUUUUAAUCUUCAUUGGGAACGCGUUGAACGUGAAUAUGUCACAGAUUGUGUUGAGCAUGGCGUUCCUACCUUGGAAGAUUUAGGAGUUAAUUUAACAAGUUUGGAAAAUCAAGGUCCUUGGGAAAUUAGACCAUUGAUGGCGGAUCUUUAUUAUGGACACGCUGCUGACGAACCUUUCCCACAACCCCCUCCACCAAAAUCUGUAGAAGUGUAAUUUUGAUAUUUUAAAUAAAAAAGUUGUAGGAGGAGUGAUUAAUCAAUUGCUAAUAGUCUUUAGAUGAUGAAGAACAAUUGUAUUAUAAUAAAUGAUGAAUAAAAUGAUUAAAGUAUUAUGGAUCACUACCAUUUUUAUUUUAUUAUUUUUUUAGUUGGUUCUUUUAGACUAUUAGCUAUUGAUAAGUAAAAUUUUAUGAUGGAAAAUUCGUCAAAAACUUGUACAGAAUAAAAUAUAAUAUUUAAA
Onthophagus taurus is the source of this 1498-nucleotide messenger RNA. RefSeq names its product NADH:ubiquinone oxidoreductase subunit 39 (gene ND-39). NCBI's taxonomy places the organism in Eukaryota, Metazoa, Arthropoda, Insecta, Coleoptera, Scarabaeidae. Gene Ontology annotation, molecular function: protein-containing complex binding. Gene Ontology annotation, cellular component: mitochondrion. The record is from RefSeq and is a predicted model, not a curated record.